GGCCGUGACGUAGCGGCGGGGCGGAAGUGGCGGCUCCGACCAUGGACGGCAGUGAUGAUAUCGAAGAUGUGUCUCUCUUUGACGCAGAUGAUGAUGCAUCCAGGAGAUCCAAAAAGUCAAAAAUAAGGCACCCAGUGGCAUCAUUUUUCCACCUGUUCUUCCGAGUCAGUGCCAUCGUUGUUUACCUGCUCUGUGAGCUCCUAACCAGCAGCUUCAUUGCCUGCAUGGUGACCAUCAUCCUCCUCCUGUCCUGUGACUUCUGGGCUGUAAAGAAUGUCACAGGGCGGCUCAUGGUUGGCCUUCGCUGGUGGAACCAGGUGGAUGAUGAUGGCAGAAGUCACUGGGUGUUUGAGGCCAGGAAGGUGCCAGCACAAGGGGGUAAGACCUCAUCUGAAGCAGAGUCCCGAAUUUUCUGGCUGGGCCUGAUCACCUGCCCCAUGAUCUGGGUGAUCUUUGCCUUCAGUGCUCUGUUCUCCUUCAAAGUGAAGUGGUUGGCAGUGGUGGUGAUGGGGGUGGUGCUGCAGGGAGCCAACCUCUAUGGCUACAUCAGGUGUAAAGUUGGCAGCAGGAAGAACCUGACCAGCAUGGCCACCAGCUACCUGGGCAAGCAGUUCCUGCGGCAGACCAUGGCUACAGAGGACCAGGCAGCAUCCUGAGUGUGGUGGGAGCCUCCAGCCAGGCUGCAUUCCCAGCAGUGACCAGCAGAGAACUUGCUCUGACCAAUUUGGGAGCUGCACACGAGGUGUGAAUCAAAAGAAGUAAAUAAAUUGUGCAAGACUUGAGGUUAACACUCCUGGCAACUUAUAUUCCCUUUUCCACUAGCAGUUUGUGUUUAGGUCUUCUCUUUAGUUUGAUUAACAAGAAUUAAUUUGCUUAAACUUUAAAUCAAAAGAUAACCUGAGUGGGUUUCAUAGAGGUUUAGAGCUACUGGAUGAGUUAAAAAAAAUUUGCUGGAGAUUCUUCAGAAAAGCCAUGUACAAGCCAAGCCUUGGGAGCUCUCCUGCUCCUUCAGCACUUGGUGCCUGGGUGCUUUCAGCUGUGGGCUCUCAGCUUUGGCUCUUGGAGGUUGUUGCUACAGUUUAAGUUGUGAAUUUUUGGCCCUGCAUCCCUCACUGUGUGACUGGAAUGGCUCUGAGUGGCUGCAGUGAGGGGCAUCUGAAGGAAAUGGAGCUGCUGGAAGAUCCCUGAGGUCCCAUGGCAGCUGCAGAAGGUGACCUGUGAGCUGGCCCUGGUUUCUGAAGCCUUCACAGACCUGGAGAACAUUCCAAAUCCCUGGAUCUGGGGGAUCCCUGCAGGGCUGGGCCUGUCUGGAGAGAGUGGAAGAGCAGAAGCAGUUUCCAGAGAAGGCUGCAGGGCUGUGAGAGCAGCCUUGUGUGCCUGGCCUGUCACACUGAGGCCAUGGCCUGUCCUGGAGGGGACCCUGGGGCCAUGGGGCUGCUCCUCAGGCCAGCAGGGUGUGGGGAUGGGGCUUCUUGGCACAGGGUGGCACUGGCAAGGUGUGCUGCCCCUGAGCUGGGGAGGGCCCUGGCUGGGGGCAGUGCUCACAGGGGUGGCACUGCUGUGGCACUGAGCUCAUCCCUGCACUGGGACCAGCUCAGCUCCCUCUCUGGGCUCUGCCCUGGAGCCUGUGCUUCCACAGCAGCAGGUGCUGAAUGUUCUGGGUCAGGAUUGUGAGCGAAGAAUUUACAUGAUGGUUUCUCUCUGACUCCUGUGUGCUGUGCAUUGUGGGGUGGCAUUGCCCUGGUUCCUGUCCCUGUGCUCUGCAGUACUGGCAGCUGUACAUUUGUUUAAUUCUGAUUGAUACCUUCCUUUUGUAAAUAUGUAUUUAUAAAAUCUUGAAAAUAAAAUGCUGCUUUGUUUAACCAG
Melospiza georgiana is the source of this 1866-nucleotide messenger RNA. RefSeq names its product trans-golgi network vesicle protein 23 homolog C (gene TVP23C). The coding region runs from base 42 to 656 and encodes 204 amino acids. NCBI's taxonomy places the organism in Eukaryota, Metazoa, Chordata, Aves, Passeriformes, Passerellidae. The transcript is spliced from 7 exons. Gene Ontology annotation, biological process: protein secretion; vesicle-mediated transport. Gene Ontology annotation, cellular component: Golgi membrane. The record is from RefSeq and is a predicted model, not a curated record.